AUGGAGGGCUCGCCGCCUAUAUACGAUGGCCGUGCUGUCGAUCGCAUUAUACGGGGCGCCAAUAUGGGCGCCCCAGCUCAACGCCUGGCGAGAGGGCCAAAGGAGGCUGAGGCAGGCGUUGAGGCCAAUGAUGGUCAAGAUGACAAGAUCGUACAGCACGGUCUCCUAUGGAUUUUGAAAAAAUAUCACAUAUCCCACAAAUUAUUGGAUAUUGAUGGUUCGCACAUACCCAUUUUGGCUCCUGCAGAAGGCUAUCGAGAUUUUGUUAAUCGUAAGGGUUGGCCCUCAUAUGUUUGGCAAGCCAUUGUUGAUAACAAAUACAGGUUUAGAAAUAUUUGUAUUCGUCAUCCUGGGAGCACUCAUGAUGCUGCUGUUUUUAAAGAUUCGAGUUUAUAUAAAGAUGUUGAAAAUAUUAUUCCACAGGUUAUAAGAAAUAUUAGUGGCUUAGAAGUACCUUACCUAAUUAUUGGUGACCCAGCAUAUCCGCUAUUACCAUGGUUAAUAAAAAGUUAUCCUGGUAACGUAACAGCAGCACAAGAAUCCUUUAAUGUAUAUUUAAACUCUGCAAGAGUUGUUGUAGAAAUAGCAUUCGGCCGUUUAAAAGCACGUUGGAGAAUAUUUUUAAAAAGAAUUGAUGUAAACUAUACAUUCAUUCCACAUAUUACUAGUGUCUGCUGCAUUUUGCAAAAUUUUCUCGAAUGUAGGAAGGAACAAUUUAUUCAGCAAUGGCUGAAUGAUAUGAUUGAAGCGGAAAUAAUGUACCCGCAACCUGUUAAUGCUAUACAUCGAGAACGUGAUGACAUAUCUGGGUCAACUAUUCGAAAAUAUUUAACAGAUUAUUUGUCAUAAUUAUCCGUUGCGUGCAAGUAUAUUAAAAUAAGAUAUUCUGUUCAU
Molecule: messenger RNA, 894 nt
Organism: Harpegnathos saltator (Jerdon's jumping ant)
Lineage: Eukaryota; Metazoa; Arthropoda; Insecta; Hymenoptera; Formicidae
Product: protein ALP1-like
Exons: 4
Coding region: 1-849 (282 amino acids)
Source: RefSeq, a predicted model, not a curated record